GUAAUUUCCCAGGUACUGUACAUGUGUAGUAAGAAAUUGUGAAAAUAUACUUUGCCUAUUUAGAUGACAAAAAUUAAAGGCCCUGGAAUUAACAAUUGAGAUUCUUAUUAACAUCAACACUAAAACUGUAUGAAAUUGUUUGUAUUAGUCAGAGUGUGUUAUGGCAAGCUGAUGCUAACAAAGGGUCAACUUUUCCUCAUGCAUGGUUCAAUGUGUUCAAUGAUACUAUACAUGUAUAAAGCUGAGGCAGGUGAGAACUGCCAUGCCAACUUUUUAUGGAAAAUAUUAUACAAGGGUCGAUCCAGAUAUUCUGAUAAAAAUGUAUGUUUUAUCAAUGUUUUUUUACUUAAGGUAACAUGGUACUUGUUAACAGGAAAUGACAAAACAGAAAGUGACAUAUUUUUGAACCAAGAUGACCUGUUGACCUCCAGUCAGUUUAACUAUAUCUUGUUCAAAAAUGUCCAAAAA
Owenia fusiformis is the source of this 468-nucleotide messenger RNA. NCBI's taxonomy places the organism in Eukaryota, Metazoa, Annelida, Polychaeta, Sabellida, Oweniidae. The record is from the annotation of a GenBank genome assembly.